Penicillium coprophilum is the source of this 435-nucleotide messenger RNA. RefSeq lists its product as uncharacterized. Bases 1 to 435 code for a protein of 144 amino acids. The record is from RefSeq and is a predicted model, not a curated record. NCBI's taxonomy places the organism in Eukaryota, Fungi, Ascomycota, Eurotiomycetes, Eurotiales, Aspergillaceae. The transcript has a single exon.
AUGCGUGUGCAGGCGAGUCCCUUCGUAACCGAAAAGCACCAUAUUCCGGAUCCUCGCGACGAUGGGAAGGGAUACUGCUGGGUCAGUGUUAUACUCCCACCGGAGGUGAAAAAUGGUACCUAUAGCGAUGAAGAGAUUAUGCUCUUUGUAAUCAAAAAGUGCAAAGCUGGUCGAACGGCGAUGACCCAUCAACCACUGCAUGGGCUGGGGGACCAUUGUAUCUCGCUGCCAGUCAAGUGGAAUACACCUAGGCAGAAUAUGCGUGCGGUUCGAGAUCAAGCUGCAGCUCUGGCGUCAUGGUGGUUUGUCCAAAUUCAGCAAAAGAGGGUAACUAUUAACCAGAAGAUGCUUAUUGAUGACCGUACCACAGAAGAAACCAAAAGAAUAUUGGAUGUGAUCCCUCUCGAGUGGGAAAAACCCGACUAUUCAAAUUAG